This is a messenger RNA of Theileria parva strain Muguga, 862 nucleotides long. It is a transcript of the gene naa40, whose product is annotated as Acetyltransferase (GNAT) family protein. Gene Ontology annotation, cellular component: nucleus. NCBI's taxonomy places the organism in Eukaryota, Apicomplexa, Aconoidasida, Piroplasmida, Theileriidae. The record is from RefSeq and is a predicted model, not a curated record. Gene Ontology annotation, molecular function: histone H4 acetyltransferase activity; histone H2A acetyltransferase activity; protein N-terminal-serine acetyltransferase activity. The coding region runs from base 194 to 862 and encodes 222 amino acids. The transcript has 3 exons.
AAACAUAUAAUAAAUUAUAUAUAUUAUGAUUUGGUUAAUUAUUUACCCAACAAAACAGCUGGUCGUUUUCCAUAAUACAACUACACAUAUUUCCAAUAUUUCUUUGGCUAUGUAUAUUCUACCAUAAUUUUUAUAUGGUACAUAAUACAUCCAUGGACAGUCUUAUUCCUUACUGAUCCCUUCUUCAUAAACAAUGAAAUAUUCUGGGAUAAAAGGAAUAAAAAAUUGGAAGCCUUACGAUAAUGUUUUUGGUCUAACAUCUGAAAUUCUAGAUGAUUUAAAUAAUUCUAUUAAUUCGGGUAAAAUCCCCUCAAAUCUUGCCUCCAAAUCCAUUAUUGAUGGAUUCAUUAAUGCCUUAUCUGGUCUUCAGGGCCCUUUAAACUUAAAGUUGUUUAAAGGUAACUCAGUUCCUCCAGAUUUAUUUAACGAGUUUUUCUCCUUAACACGAUCAAACAUGAAAUCUCUAUACAAUAUUAGUAAAUUUAACGGCGGAUGGAACGACAAGAAAAAAUCUUCCGAGAUGAAAUACUACAGAACUCACAUAAUCGCACUUUAUAGCAAUGACUACCUCAUUGGGUUUACGAGUUAUAGGUUUGUAGUAAUGCGUGAGAACCAGGAUCCGGCUCCUGUUUUGUACAUUUAUGAACUCCAAAUUAAGGAUUCCUAUAGGUCUCGUGGUUUGGGCAGAUUUUUUAUUUUCGUUUUAGAAUUAGUUGCAAGGUCUGUUUGCUGUAAAAAGCUCAUGUGUACUGUAUUAACUGCAAACGACCGUGCCGUCUCCUUUUAUUCUGAGAAAUGCAGAUUCGUGGCCGACGAAAGUGACCCGAAUAAUAAGUACAGAGUAUUAAAACUUGAGCUUUAA